AUGGUUUUACGUGAUACAUCAACAACAUUUUUAAUCACGCUCUAUCCUAUGCCAUCCUUAAAUCAAAGUCACAUGGGAAUCAAAAAUAAAUCUGGUGUUGAAUCUAUUAUUAUGAGUAAGCAAGUUGCUAGAGCCAUUGGUGGUAAAAAUGUCAAUGAAAUUAGAGCAGCUACUCAUGAUAUUCUUAUUAAUUCUCAUACUGGCGAUGUUAGCGGUGCUGGUAAUCAAAUAGAAGCAACUCGUAUUCAAGAUAUUAAUAAUGUUGAAGCAUUUGAUGCUGGUAUACCAACUACUGAAGUGAUAAUCUACAACUGCGAUGAAAAACAAUAUAAUACUAUACAAUGUCUUAAUAUGUUCAACUGUUCAUUAUCUGAUUAUGUGAAUGAUAAUUAA
Molecule: messenger RNA, 393 nt
Organism: Rotaria sp. Silwood1
Lineage: Eukaryota; Metazoa; Rotifera; Eurotatoria; Philodinida; Philodinidae
Source: the annotation of a GenBank genome assembly